UCGCGCAGUGGUUGGCGUUCGUGCUCCCAUCGCCACGCCAAGAUCCAGGCGGUUCAGAACCCCGGCAGAAGUAGCCUUGGAAAGCCAACUCCACAAUGGCCAGCAACAGCAGGCGGGUGCUCGUGACUGGUGGGUCUGGCUUGCUCGGUCGUCAAGUCGUGUCUGAGUUUGCUGCCCACGCGUGGACAGUCACCGGCUUGGCUUUCUCCCGGAUCUCCGGUGACCUGCGCAAGGUGGAUUUGAGGGAUUUGGCCGCAGUGCAAGCGGUACUCGCUGAUGCCAAGCCGGAGGUAGUGGUUCAUGCUGCGGCCGAGCGCCGGCCCGAUGUGGUGGAGAAGCAGGCCGACGCAACCGAAGCUCUGAACGUCACCGCUACGCGACAGCUAGCCAGCGAGUGUGCAUCCCGGGGUAUCUACCUGGUGUAUAUUUCCACCGACUACGUGUUUGAUGGAACACAGCCACCAUAUCACUGUGACGCCAAGCCUAACCCAUUGAACUCUUAUGGAAGGUCCAAGCUGGCCGGAGAGGAGGCCGUGCGAGAGACGGCCAACCUGCGCGGGUGCAUAUUGCGUGUGCCGGUGCUGUACGGUACGGUGGAAACUCUGGACGAGAGUGCCGUGACGGUGCUGCUGAAGACCGUUCUGUCCAAGAAAGACGGCAGCAAAGUGAAUCAUGUGCAGCGGCGCUAUCCCACGCAUGUCAACGACGUGGCGGUGGUGUGCAGGAACCUUGCUGACCGUUCUCUAGCCGGCCCAGGCGGCAGCAGUGCUGGUGGUGAGGAGGCAGCGCCGAGUGGCAGCACGGCGACCUUGCAUACCUACCAUUGGGCGGGCAAUGAGAUGCUUACCAAGUAUGACAUGGCCAUUGCCAUGGCUGAUGAGUUCGGACUGGAGACAGGUCACUUGGUAGCGGACACGGCGGCGGAUACCAGUGCGGUGCCGCGGCCGCACGACUGCCAGCUGGACUGCUCGGCGAUCGAGGCGCUGGGCAUGGGCGCUCGCACGCCUUUCCGCCGUGGAAUAAGCGCGGCGCUGGCCACGUUUGUCCCGAAGUGAGCCGAAUAUUGACCAGUUCAACAUCAGUUUUACUAGGAAUGCAGUUACUCAAUGAUAAAAGUAUGCGCUUUAGUGGACAUCUAACCUCUAACAAUUGUUCAUUACAUGGUGUCUGUGUCCAGGUUUUCUCACGUAUGGGCAUGUAUGCUCAUUAAUUAUACGGAUCUGAAUUUGGUCUAGAUUUCAGUACGCAUCAUUACUAGAACAUGCUAGGGGGAAUUCCCUACAUGAUUCAAGACGGACACAAGCAUGCAUGGUGACUGGCUCAGUGCAUGGUCAUUGAUGUGAUGUUAUGCAUUAUUUCGCGCAUUACAUAGUCCUGCUCAAGAAUCCCGUCUCCGAGUCUGCUCCAGCAGCCGUUCUGUGAUGGAACCGUCACUGGAGCGGCCUGUUGAUCCACCACUAGUCUGCCUAUACAGACUCGUGGGUAUGUGCAUUGACUGUGGAUGUAGUUCACGUCACCCUGCCGCAGUGCGGCGGUAUAGACCAGGGAGCCGUAAAAUACCGGUAUUUUACUACUCCCUGGUAUAGAUCAUAUUGGCCAUACUGUGCCAUUUUUCUCCGUCACUGUUGAGUUAUCUUUUCCUUUUCUUUUAGUUUUUUUUGUGUGUGUAGUUUUUGCAUGAUGUAGACGCAGUGCAACUCAUCGCGUGUGCCCCGUAA
Sycon ciliatum is the source of this 1718-nucleotide messenger RNA. RefSeq names its product methionine adenosyltransferase 2 subunit beta-like. Gene Ontology annotation, biological process: S-adenosylmethionine biosynthetic process. The record is from RefSeq and is a predicted model, not a curated record. Bases 96 to 1055 code for a protein of 319 amino acids. Gene Ontology annotation, molecular function: methionine adenosyltransferase regulator activity. Gene Ontology annotation, cellular component: methionine adenosyltransferase complex. NCBI's taxonomy places the organism in Eukaryota, Metazoa, Porifera, Calcarea, Leucosolenida, Sycettidae. The transcript is spliced from 4 exons.